Saccostrea echinata is the source of this 1104-nucleotide messenger RNA. Its product is annotated as toll-like receptor 4. The transcript has a single exon. Gene Ontology annotation, cellular component: membrane. The record is from RefSeq and is a predicted model, not a curated record. The coding region runs from base 1 to 1104 and encodes 367 amino acids. Lineage: Eukaryota; Metazoa; Mollusca; Bivalvia; Ostreida; Ostreidae. Gene Ontology annotation, biological process: toll-like receptor signaling pathway; immune response. Gene Ontology annotation, molecular function: transmembrane signaling receptor activity; protein binding.
AUGACAAAACUGGUAUUUUUGAAUUUAUCAAGAAAUCUUUUAGGAAAAGAAUUACAGCGUCAGUCUGCUGAACAUGUAUUUGAUCAUCUCCGUGGUUUGAAGGUACUGGAUCUGUCCUAUAACUGGAUAACUCUCAUACAUAAAGAUAUGUUUGUGUUUACAUCAAAUAUUGAGCAACUCUACUUAAGCAAUAAUGAACUUGAAAGUGUCACCUUUGAUUUGUCAGCUGCCUUAAAAUUACGAAGAAUAGAUUUGUCUUUCAAUAAAAUUAUAAUGUUGGAUUCAACAUCAAUGAGGUUUUUAGAUGCUCCGAGAACAAAACUCUCUAUCCAGAUGUCAAAUAACCCAUUACAAUGUACAUGCCAAAGCAUGAAAUUCCUGAAAUGGAUGAAAGCAUCAUUACAUAAAAAUUUCGUUAAUGGAGAGAAUUACACUUGCAUAUUCACAGAUGAAAAUAAGAUCGAGCUGCGCCAUUUAGACCAGAUUAUCACUUCAUUAAAGCGGGAAUGUAUUUCAUUUACAACAACAAUAGUGACUGUGACCAUUAUUUUACUGGUCACAAUUAUUCUUAUAUCCUUUGCAAUAAUGUAUAGGUAUAGAUGGAAAUUGCGUUAUUUGUAUUACGCUGGUAAGAGAAGUUAUAAAGGAUAUUCAAGAAUCUUAAAUUCAGGUAGAGAGUAUCAAUUUGAUGCUUUCAUUUCCUAUGCUGACAUUGAAAGGGCAGAGUUUAUACCAAACCUGUUGAAACUAGAAAGAGAAAAUAAUUUCAAAUUUUGUAUACACAUUCGCGACUUUAUAAUUGGUGUUAAUAUAGCAGAAAACAUAACCAAUGCUAUUCACAAUAGCAAGCGUACUGUCUGUUUUCUGAGUAAAGCUUUUCUCGAAUCUGAAUUUUGCAUAUACGAGGCUCAAAUGGCCCGAAUGGAAAGUAUCUAUAGAGAUGGGGAAACAACUUUAUUUGCUGUUCUUGUGGACAGAGAUCUUGGAGCUGUCUUGCCGCAAUUUCUAAAGGAUGUAAUGAGAGAAAAAACAUAUCUGGAAUAUGAUAAAAAUAUUCCAGAGGAGUUCUGGAAUGCUAUGACUCAGGCAUUAAGAGAAAUGUAA